AGGAAGAACCGUCGGGAAGAGUACGUGGAGUCUUUUAUUAAUGUUGGCGUUGCUAUUUGUGGUUUGUGGGUGGUCGUCGUGGUUGCUGUUGUCCAGUGCAGAGGAGGAGGAGUCGCCGCUGUCAAUCGAAGUCUUCACCCUCUCCCUCUGUCCUUCCAUCGAGCACCCACGAGUUCUCAAUCUGGACGUCGCGGCGGCGGCACCCUCGGCGGGGGGUGCCUCGCCAUCUUGUGGCGGCCCCGGAACCGCCGCAAGCAGCGGAUUCCGCCGGAGGAGAGCGUGAAAGACCUGAUCAAGACCAAGCCUCGGAGCCCCUCCGACCUCGUACGCCUGACGCGGGAGCUCCUGAGAUACAUCGACCGCGACGGAGACUUGCGGGAUGCCAAACGGGAGGAGAAGGGGAAUGAAGGCUGGCCAUUGACAAAUUCAGAUGCGAUGACAGAACUAUCUAGCAGCAUCAGGGAGGUGAAAAUUGUGCUUUAUGGCAACAGGGAUUCAGAGCCAACUGCUGAAGGUUGCGCACAAGUAACUCAGGAAUUCUUUAGGGAGAACACCCUACGCCUGCUAAUUGUUUGUCUUCCAAAGUUAAGCCUAGAAGCUCGCAAUGAUGCUACCCAAAUUGUAGCUAAUUUGCAAAGGCAGCAGGUCCAGUCAAGAUUAAUUGCAUCUGACUAUUUGGAAGCUAACAAAGAUCUCUUGGACCUCUUAAUUUCUGGGUAUGAAGACAUAAAUAUGGCUUUACAUUAUGGACUAAUGCUCAGAGAAUGUAUUCGGCACCAGAGUAUAACAAGGUACGUUCUAGAGUUCGAUAAAAUGAAGAAGUUCUUUGAUUAUAUUGAGAUUCCAAAUUUUGACAUAUCAUCAGAUGCCUACUUAACUUUUAAGGAGCUCAUGACAAGGCACAAAUCAACUGUUGCAGAAUAUCUCUCGAAAAAUUUUGAAUGGUUUUUUGCAGAAUACAACACAAGGCUCUUAUCAUCCUCCAAUUACAUCAUAAGAAGACAAUCUGUCAAGCUUCUAGGUGAUAUGUUACUCGAUCAAUCAAACACUGCAAUUAUGGUGCGUUAUGUUAGUUCAAAGGAUAAUCUUAUGAUCCUAAUGAAUCUCCUAAGGGAAUCAAGUCAGAAUAUUCAAAUAGAAGCAUUCCGUGUAUUUAAGCUUUUUGUCGUCAAUCAAAAGAAGCCUCCUGAAAUAAGAACUAUACUGAUCACAAAUCAGAACAAGCUUCUUCGUUUGCUCCAACAAAUCAAGUUAGAUAAAGUAAGGAUCGGAUCAGGAUUAGUUGAUCAAGAUUUGGCUAUUGUUUGUUGCUGUCAUUUUCCCAACUUUUUCUGCAGAAGAUGAGCAAUUUGAAGGAGACAAAGCCCAGGCUACGAGAGAGAUAGAAGCCCUCAAGUGAGAGAACACAUAAUUGGGAACAUUAUAUGCUAUAUCAUUUUGCCUUCUCAAGUUUUUAUAGAAUGUUGGAAGAGUUAGUCCUGCAAUAUUAACCGGCUUAGUCAGCAAGAACUUUGAAAGUUGGGCCAAAACUCUUAGGUUCCCCUUUAUAAUAAAAUAUAUCUAUAGUUUAUCACUGGUUCUAAUCUCCAGCUUCACAAGAAAAAUAUAACAGUCCCAAGGCAUCUUGUAUAUUGUAUUGUCUCUCUAAAAAGUACAAACCAAAGGAAUAUGUUCCUAGAUUUUCAGAAGUGUUAGCUUGCUUUUGACUAUUAAUUUGUUUCCUGGGGUUAGAUUUCAUUAACUUA
Molecule: messenger RNA, 1745 nt
Organism: Zingiber officinale
Lineage: Eukaryota; Viridiplantae; Streptophyta; Magnoliopsida; Zingiberales; Zingiberaceae
Product: putative MO25-like protein At5g47540
Exons: 12
Coding region: 436-1344 (302 amino acids)
Biological process (GO): intracellular signal transduction
Molecular function (GO): protein serine/threonine kinase activator activity
Source: RefSeq, a predicted model, not a curated record